Phlebotomus argentipes is the source of this 3011-nucleotide messenger RNA. RefSeq names its product putative leucine-rich repeat-containing protein DDB_G0290503 (gene asl). The transcript has 3 exons. Lineage: Eukaryota; Metazoa; Arthropoda; Insecta; Diptera; Psychodidae. The record is from RefSeq and is a predicted model, not a curated record. Bases 255 to 2909 code for a protein of 884 amino acids.
GCGCCCAGAGGUGAAUUUUGCUGUGGUUCAAGCUUUCUUGUCGGAAAAGUAUGCUAAAAUUUCCACUUUAGUGCUGUAGAAAGUAUCAAAUAUCAUAAGUGCAGGGAGAAGGAACUGCCUGGAGCAUUCCGUGCCAUAGAAGAGUGCCUUUGUAGUGCCGCUGAAGGAGAGUUAUGAGAGGUUUCUGUGAUAUAACCUACAAUUGUCGCUGGGAUUUCGUUUGUGCAUCACAAUUUUGAGAGAACGUUAGGAAAAUGGGAAUAAUGAAUCCGCCUGAAAUGAGUGUGUUUCAGGGCGCCUCCAGCAUUCAGGUUGCCAAUAAUAAUACAAUAGAUGAGGAGGAAGAGGAGGAACAGGAGAGGAGGCGACAUAACUUGGAAAUUCAGGAAGCUCUGGAUGUGAUGUUUGAAGAUGAGCACCCGGACGAGUCUGGACAGUUUGUUCACCCACCGUCUGGUCAGGGGGUAGCGAGGGGUGACUGGCUGAACAGUCAUCCCAUGCAGCAGGACCAUUAUUCCGGAGGAGACGAAGGUCAGUUGGCGCGCGUGUUCGAAAUCAAUGCCCAAGAGACAUAUCAGCUGAAAAACACCCUGGCCAAUGAAGUGAAGGUGCGUGACCAGGAGAUUGACAAGCUGCAGAAGUGUCUGGCCAUUGCGAAUGCCGAGAAGGAGCGUGCCAUAAUGACACGGUCGCAGACCAACGAAUUGCUGAUCGAGAGCAAGGCCAAGUGCUCAGAGUUGAACUCCACCGUGGCCAGACUCCAAUCGAAUGUGCAGGAGCUGCAGAAGAAGAAUUCAGACAUGCUGGUGGAGAUUGAGAACACGAAUCGCAUGCUCAAGGAUUCAGAGAUGCAGCUCCGACUCGCAGAGAAUAACGCUCUGCGCCGAAAGGAGCAACUUCGGGACUCGGAUAGGAGGAAUGCUGAGGUGGAACUGCUGCAGCAGCAGGUGAAUGGCCUGCUGAAGAAGGUGGAUGAUCGUGAGAUGAGCUUGAGCACGAUGGAGAAGAAGUACAGGGAAUUGGAGAGGAGUCGCGAGGCGCUGCUUGUGGACAAGACGGACACGAUAAAUGAUCUCAUGCGCUCGCUGGGGGAGACUCAGGAGCAGUGCAAUGAUCUCCUGAGUCGUCCCGAUCUCAGCCAUGAGAAUUUCCAGUUGAGACAAAGUGUGGCAGCUCUUGAGAAGCAGGCCGAAGAGAUGGAGAGGCGAAUCAAGAGGCUCACAAAGGAGUUGGAGGACAAGACAGAGACUCGAUUUCUCGACUCGGACAAACAGCUCGUGAGCAGCACACCUCUGACGACAGACGCCAAGUAUCUCAACGUGCGGCAAGAGCUUUAUCGCGCCUUGGCGGAUCUCAAGGAGAAGCGCGAGGAUAUACGGAAGUUGCAAGAGGAUGUUGCUGCAAAGAGCACUGAAAUUGCAACUCUAAAACAGGCAAACAAUGAUUCCCUGAUAAAGAUAGCCGAAAGCGAAAAUGAGAUCAUGAGAUUGACUGAGAAAGUGCGUCUGUAUGAGAAUGAAUCGGAGGAGAAUUGGAAGAUGAAAGAGGAGGGAUUGUCCGAGGUGGCCCAGAAUUUCGUGAGAGAGUCUCAAAUGGAGAUUGAGAAGCUCAAGAAUGAAUAUUGUUCACUCUCGUCGGCCAAGAAUGAUCUCGUGCGUGAAUUGAAUGCGCUCAAGUCGCAGGAUUUCGUGAAAAAUCUCGAGUGUCUCCAGGAUGAGUUUGACGAUGUGAAGAAGAGUCUGCAAGAGAGCGAGGAUGUCAUCAAGGAGAAGGAUAAAGUAAUUGAGAGGCAGAAAUGGGAGCACGAGAAGGAGAUGGCGAAGCUGAAGGAGAAAUUUGAGAAAGAGAAACUCGAAUGUGUCACGAAACGGCGAUCAUUGAAGAAUGAUUCUCGUGAUUGCAGCAAUUGCCUCAAUCAGAUGGCUGAUAUCACGAGGCAGGAAAUUGAGAAUAUUCAACUGCAGAAGGACUGUGCCAAUUACUUGCGUGAAAUCAAUCAUCUCAAGUCUGAACUGAAGGAAUCCACGGAGACUGUGAAUGACCUGCACGCGCGACUGGGACUGAAGGAGGAGCAGAAUCGCGUGAUUGCCGAUCUGAAAGAGCAGGCGGCGAAAUUUGGGGAGUACAUAAAAAAUUGCAGUUCCACUUCGACACCACAGAAGGUGGAUUCUCGCGACGCCAGCGUCUCCACGUCGCCAGACAUGGAGGGAUUCAGUAAUCCGGCGAUGUACGAUCAGUACGCCAAGGUGUACGCGGAGGAGAUGAAGAAGAUGGAGAUGCAGUUCAGGGAGAAGGAAUUGCAGGCGGAGGAGACAGUGAAAAAGCUCGUGGCCUACAGGGAUGAGAUGCAGAAGGUGUUCGAGGAGAAAGUUCACAUGUUCAAGGUGGUGAUCUUGUCGGAGAGGAAGGAGUUCGAGAGAUUGAUCAGUGAGAAAGAGUUUGAGAGUCAGCGCUCCACAGAGGAGCACAGCAAGAUAGUCAACAAGUACAAACAGGACCUCAGUGUGCUGAAGGGCCAAGCCGAGGAGCUUCGGCACGUAGUGAAGGAGCUGAAGGAGCAGAACGAGAAGGAGAAGAAUGCUGUGAUGGAGCUCAUGAGGGAGUGGAGUGCCGAGAAGGAGAGUGUUAAGGUGCGGGAGAUGAAGAUGCAGAGACUGAUCGAUGAGACGGCCAAGAAGUACGACUCGGCGAAGGAAAAGGCGGAAAAUUAUAAGAAGUACGCUGAGGCCCAGGAUGUUCACAUGAAGAAGGAGUCAGAGAGGAUUCGGUCUUCAUAUGAGGCGUACAAAGUCAAGAUUGACGAACGUCUGGAGGCUCUGAAGGUCUAUUAUGCAAAAUUGACUGACGAGAAAGUAGCUAAAAUUGAGGAGGAAUACAUGAGAAAAUUGGAAAUGCUCAAGAGGCCGUAAGCGGAUUACUUCACACCACCUGAUAAAUCACUAUUUUCCCUGUUGUUUUGUAAGCGAGAUAUUUUUGAUAAUAUUAACAUGAAGUAAGCUCUCUAUUAUAAA